Messenger RNA from Dovyalis caffra, 1302 nucleotides. Lineage: Eukaryota; Viridiplantae; Streptophyta; Magnoliopsida; Malpighiales; Salicaceae. The record is from the annotation of a GenBank genome assembly.
AUGGAAUCAACAGUCUCCUCCUUCUUCCUCCUCCUCCUCCUCUGUUUCCUCCACCGUUCUUCAGUCACGAUAUCAACCCCACCACCCACUUCAACCUCUACUUUCCCUAAUGAAGCUCUGCCCACAAAAUCAGGCUACCUGCCAGUCGAACCCAAAACCAACUCAGCAAUUUUCUACACUUUCUAUGAAGCUCAACGCCCAACUUCACCGCUCUCUCAAACCCCACUUCUCAUCUGGCUCCAGGGUGGUCCUGGCUGCUCCUCCAUGGUUGGAAAAUUCCUCGAACUAGGCCCUUAUCGUGUUGUUUCUGAUUCUGAAGAACAAAACAUCACUUUUCAACCCAAUCUAGGAUCUUGGAACCACAUUUUUGGCCUCGUUUUCAUUGAUAAUCCUAUAGGAACUGGAUUUAGUAUUGCCUCUAAGCCUGAAGAGAUACCAAGAGAUCAAAGCACUGUUGCUAAGCAUCUCUUUGCUGCAAUAACUAGGUUUCUAGAAUCAGAUCCAAUGUUCAAGACUAGGCCGAUUUAUAUAACAGGUGAGAGUUAUGCAGGGAAGUAUGUUCCCGCAAUAGGGUAUUACAUUUUGAAGAAGAAUAUGAAGUUGCCUGUGUCAAAGCAGGUGAAUCUGAAAGGUGUUGCUAUAGGAAAUGGAUUAACAGAUCCUGUGAGACAGGUGAUGACUCAUGCUGUGAAUGCUUAUUUUUCUGGUUUCAUCAACGAGAGACAGAGGAGGGAAUUGGAGGACGGCCAAAGGGAGGCAGUUAAGUUAGUUAAAACGGGGAGUUGGAGUGAGGCGACAAAUGCAAGAAGUAGGGUCUUGAAUUUAUUGCAAAACAUGACAGGGUUUGCAACUUUGUAUGACUUUACUAGGGGAGUGCCUUAUGAGACAGGGUUGGUUACCAAGUUGUUGCAAUCUGUUGAGGUUAAGAAGGCACUAGGUGCAAAUGAAUCUAUAGUUUUUGAGCAUUGUAGUAAAAUGGUGGAGGCAGCAUUGCAUGAAGAUUUGAUGAAGAGUGUUAAGCAUAUGGUGGAAUUCUUGGUCCAGAGGACUAAGGUAUUGCUGUAUCAAGGGCAUCUUGAUUUGAGAGUUGGUGUGGUUUCCACUGAGGCUUGGCUGAAGACAAUGAAAUGGGAGGAAAUAGGGAAGUUUUUGAUGGCUGAAAGGAAGAUAUGGAAAGUGAAUGGUGUGCUUGCUGGGUAUGUGCAGAAGUGGAGGAGUUUGAGCCAUGUUUUGGUGUUAGGUGCUGGGCAUCUUGUGCCUGCUGACCAGGCAUUGAAUUCUCAGGCUAUGAUAGAGGAUUGA